This is a messenger RNA of Triplophysa rosa, 2924 nucleotides long. RefSeq lists its product as uncharacterized. NCBI's taxonomy places the organism in Eukaryota, Metazoa, Chordata, Actinopteri, Cypriniformes, Nemacheilidae. Gene Ontology annotation, molecular function: protein binding. The coding region runs from base 229 to 1461 and encodes 410 amino acids. The record is from RefSeq and is a predicted model, not a curated record. The transcript is spliced from 10 exons.
CAACACACACGCACGCACGCACGCACACGCACGCACACACACACACACGCUCUUGUCCUGAGUCUGACUGCUGAAACGAAUCUACUCAAUGAAUGAGCCCAACGAGAUGAAAUUGAGAGUCUGAUGUACAACAAACUUACUAAGGACAUUUGUUUUCCGGAAGGUUAAAUUAAACGGGUUUUUCCAUAUCUCACAGAUUUGUAAAAGAUUCACAUCAAGCCUGCUAAGAUGAUGAAGGAAUGCCUGCAGUUUCUCAUUGAGCCGGCCAAGAAGCUCAAGCUCCGUCUAAAGGAGACUCGAAAGAAAGUAAAACUUGUUAAAAAGGAGCCUUUAACAGAGAGUCAACUGUUUAUCAUGGAGCUGGCACGAGAGCUUAACCGGCUCUGUCAGAGAUCAGACAUUCUUGCCCACAUCUGGAUGGGAGAGGAUAUAUGGCCUCCACACGCCUGUCGAGAGUUCAUUGUGGAGACUGCCAACAUUCUGGGGAUGAAGGAAAAUACAGAGAAGUCUGUCGAGGUUUAUGCUGACGUGUAUCCAGAAAAGCGUGACUGGAAGGCUCAUUUGCUUAGCAUGCUUGAGCAGGGAGGAGAAUAUGACAUGGGUCCCUUUAAAAGGGUCAUUAUGGACUGGACCAGAGAUCAGCGCAGCAGACAUCCGAAUGGUGUCUGGCCAGGUGAGGCAGUGUUAAUAAUGUUGGAUGAUGUGGAGCUGCAGUGGAAGAGGGGUCACCUGUCACAUCUGGACUCUGCUGUGGAGCUGCUGAUAUAUGUCCUGCUUGGGGAACAUUUAGACAAGGAAUUUAUUCCAAGACUGUGGCUGGCACAAAAACAAAGAACCCAGAAGAUCGGUUGUACUGGCUACAUUCCACACACAGUUUGGAACUGGAUAUGUGAUGCUUCCGUGGAAGUGACCCUCGACCCAGAGACGGCCAACCCUGUGCUGCUGCUGUCCGAGGACCACAAGCGAAUGCACUGCGGUCUGGAGCGUAGAGAGGUUUCCAGCAGUUUGCGCCGCUUUGAUGGCUGGUGGUGCUGUUCGGCCUCAAACGGCUUUUCGUCGGGACGCCAUUACUGGGAGGUAGAAGUGGGUGACCGCGACUGGCGUCUCGGGGUAGCCAAAGAGUCGGCCCUCUGUAAAGGCUACAGACCGCUGAACCCUCAGAGCGGAUAUUUCACACUCAGGCUGGAGAGAGGCACGGAGCUCAAGGCAGUGACAGUCCCGGCUACCUAUAUACGCCAGGCGCUCAUUCCUCAGAGAGUGGGGAUCUACCUGGACUUUGAAGAGGGCCAGCUGUCCUUCUAUGACAUCAAGCGACGAGCGCACAUCUACACGUACAGCGAGAGGUUCACAGAGAAGCUUUAUCCGGUGUUUGGGACAGUUGAGAUGGUAAGACAGCUGGUCAUCAGGCCUGCAGACGUCAGGGAACCAUGUCUCUGUAAGGGACCUUGUCUGUUCUGUUAAUGUACAGUACAUCAUAUAGAGCGAGAUCUCUCGAUACACAGAUAUAUAUGCGACUCACGCAUAUCACCACAGUAUUCAAAACAAAUUUGACCUUGCUUGCAAAAAAGGGGGAUUGGGGUGCACAGAGGGUAAUAUGUAAUAUUUUUUAGAAUAGGUCAACAGUUUCUGCGUGCAGAUGCUGAUAACAGAUGAAUCCUUAGUAAUUCAACCAAGGGCUUGUUUACUCUAGCUGACCGAUGCACGAGCGCUGGGCAUGCUGCCUUCUUGAAUUUGUGAAAACAGAUAUGUGACCCUGGACAACAAAACCAGUUUUAUGGGUCAAUUUUUCGAAAUUGAGAUUUUUACAUAAUCUGAAAGCUGAAUAAAUAAGAUUAAUCUUAAAAUAAGUGUUGUUAGAAUAGGACAAUAUCUGGCUGAGAUACAAUCGUUUAAAUCUCAGGAAUCCGAGAGCUCAAAAAAAUCUAAAUAUUGAGAAAAUUGCCUUUGAAGUUGUUAAUCAGGGGCACUGUGGCAGGCCAUCCACUCACAAAAAUAAAGUUUUGAUAUAUUUAAGGUAGGAAAUUUGCAAAAUAAUUUCAUGGAGCAUGAUCUUUACUUAAUAUCCUAAUGAUUUUUGGCCUAAAAGAAAAAUCGAUAAUUUUGACCCAUACUACUGCUAUGCUACUUAAGACUGGUUUUGUGAUCCAGAGUCACAUAUCUGCAGUUUUUCCAUAGUUUGAUAAAGUUGUAUCUUGUAAGUUCUAUGUAAAUAUAGAAUUUAAAGGGAUAGUUCACAAAAAAUUAAACAUUCUUUCAUCAUUUACUCACCCUCGUGUCAUUCCAAACCUGUAUUUAAUUCUUCUGCAGAACACAAAAUAUAUUUUGAGGAGUGUUGGUAAACAUUGGCCUCCAUUGUAUGGACACAAAACCACUGAGACACUUCUCAAAAUAUUUUUAUAGUUAACAGUCAUACACAGAUUUAGAAGAAAUGAAGGUGAAUAAAUAAUGGCAGGAUUUUUUUGGGUGAACUAUUCCUUUAAGGUAUUGUCACAUAAAAAUAAUGCUCACUAUAAUAUAAAAAAAAUAACGGAAAAAAUAAUAAAAUAAAGAAAAAAAAAUCUAAUCAAGAGUGAUAACAUUGCUUUUAAUUGUUCAUAUACUGUAUUAUUAUUGACAUUUGCAUAUAAAAUCAUGUUUUUUCCUCCUUGCAUCUUUUUAACCAUUUACACUUACAAUACCCAUUUACACAGCAAAAAUGGCUUCACGUUUGGUUUCUUAUGUACAGUCAAUAAAAAACGUGAUUUUGAGUGUCACUGCAUGAAGAGCCACUUGGACACUUUUAUUCCAUUUAUGCAGAUCCAAGCUUAAAAUCUACAUUUGUCUAAAUCUUGUAACUUGUAAGCUCUGGUAUAUCUGUAAAUACUGUAAAUGCAUUUAAGUGCAUUUCACUUGGCAGUAGCAUAAGAAAGCUUUUAGUGGGCGCU